ACCAGCAGUAGGUGGGGUGGGUGGAGCUGAGCCAAGGUCAGGGAAAAACAUUGUGUCUCAACACAUAGCACUCACCCGUCUUUGGUUCGUCCUCAGUGCAGGGCAACAGGACUUUGGGCUAAAGAUGGUGGCAGCAGCUGUGUUGCUACAGUCUUGCCCAGUGUUUUCCCGAGGCCCCACAGGCCUCCUGGGCAAAGUGGUUAAGAAUCAUCAGUUCCUAUGUGGUACUGGACGCUGUCCCAUUCUGGCCAACCAAGGACCAACCUGCUCUCAAAUCUACCUUAAGGCAACCAAGGCUGGAGGAGAUUCUCCAUCUCGGAAUAAGGGCCACUGUCCCUUUAUGCUGUCAGAGUUCCAGGAUGGGAAGAGCAAAAUUGUACAGAAGGCAGCUCCAGAAGUCCAAGAGGAUGUGAAGACUUUCAAGACAGGGAACCAUGCUUUUAGCUAUGACCAGUUUUUCAGGGACAAGAUCAUGGAGAAGAAACAAGACCACACCUACCGUGUGUUCAAGACUGUAAACCGCUGGGCUCAUGCAUACCCCUUUGCCCAACACUUCUCUGGGACAUCUAUGACCUCAAAGGAUGUGUCUGUCUGGUGUAGCAAUGACUACUUGGGCAUGAGCAGGCACCCUCGGGUCUUGCAGGCCACACAGGAGACCCUGCAGCAUCACGGAGCUGGAGCUGGAGGCACCCGCAACAUCUCAGGUACCAGCAAGUUUCAUGUGGAGCUUGAACAGGAGCUGGCUGAACUGCACCAGAAGGACUCAGCCCUGCUCUUCUCCUCCUGUUUCGUAGCCAAUGACUCUACUCUCUUUACACUGGCCAAGCUCCUUCCAGGUUGCGAAAUUUACUCAGAUGCAGGCAAUCAUGCUUCCAUGAUCCAAGGUAUUCGCAACAGUGGUGCAGCCAAGUUUGUCUUCAGACACAAUGAUCCUGACCACCUGAAGAAACUUCUAGAAAAGUCUGACCCUAAAACACCCAAAAUUGUGGCCUUUGAGACUGUUCACUCUAUGGAUGGUGCCAUCUGUCCCCUUGAAGAAUUGUGCGAUGUGGCCCACCAGUAUGGGGCCCUGACAUUCGUGGAUGAGGUCCAUGCUGUAGGACUGUAUGGGCCCCGGGGUGCAGGGAUUGGGGAGCGCGAUGGAAUUAUGCACAAGAUCGACAUCAUCUCCGGAACUCUUGGCAAGGCAUUUGGCUGCGUGGGUGGCUAUAUUGCCAGCACUCGGGACUUGGUGGACAUGGUGCGCUCCUAUGCUGCAGGCUUCAUCUUCACUACUUCACUGCCCCCCAUGGUCCUUUCUGGGGCUCUAGAAUCUGUGCGUCUGCUCAAGGGAGAGGAGGGCCAAGCCCUGAGGCGGGCACACCAGCGCAAUGUCAAGCACAUGCGCCAGCUACUAAUGGACAGGGGUCUUCCAGUCAUCCCUUGCCCCAGCCACAUCAUCCCCAUCAGGGUGGGUAAUGCAGAGCUCAACAGCAAGAUCUGUGAUGUCCUGCUCUCCAAGCACAGCAUCUAUGUGCAGGCCAUCAACUACCCAACCGUGCCCCGGGGUGAGGAACUGCUACGCCUGGCACCAUCCCCUCACCACAGCCCUCAAAUGAUGGAAAAUUUUGUGGAGAAACUGCUCAUGGCCUGGACUGAAGUGGGGUUGCCCCUCCAGGAUGUAUCUGUGGCUGCCUGCAAUUUCUGCCGCCGUCCUGUGCACUUUGAGCUCAUGAGUGAGUGGGAGCGCUCCUACUUUGGGAACAUGGGGCCCCAAUAUGUUACCACCUUUGCCUGAGAAGCCAGCUGCCUUGGAUGCCCACCUCACCUACACUUCACCUAGGGCCGGGCCCCCGCCUCUCCUUUGCUUUGCUGUGUGCCUCUAGUUGACUUGAGUCUGAAAAUAAAGAGCAACCUAUA
Molecule: messenger RNA, 1899 nt
Organism: Jaculus jaculus (lesser Egyptian jerboa)
Lineage: Eukaryota; Metazoa; Chordata; Mammalia; Rodentia; Dipodidae
Gene: Alas2
Product: 5'-aminolevulinate synthase 2
Exons: 10
Coding region: 125-1777 (550 amino acids)
Biological process (GO): hemoglobin biosynthetic process; heme biosynthetic process; erythrocyte development
Cellular component (GO): mitochondrion; mitochondrial matrix
Molecular function (GO): pyridoxal phosphate binding; 5-aminolevulinate synthase activity
Source: RefSeq, a predicted model, not a curated record